UUGAGCACUGACGAAGCGAAGAGGGGAUUGGGUUGCCUCGGUAAAAAAGAAAGGAUCUCCUUGGCUGCGUGGAAGGAACCAGAAAAGGCGAGCUCUCGAAUCCGCGGCGCCUCGUUUCUUCGCCGACUCGAUCUGCAGGUGGUCGCUGGAGCAGCUCUAUUUGUGCUUUGUUCUGAGAUUACUAAAGAAAAGGGAGUCAAAUUAAUCUUGGCGCUAGUAGAAAGAUGUAAUAAUGAAAGUAAUAUAAGGCAUGGACGGGAAGAACCUCGGCAGUGGACAACAAGCUCCACAAGCUAAACCAGAUGCCAUGACUGAUGACCAGGUGGCCCUGAAGGACGCCGCAGUUUCUGACACCGGAAAUGCAAAUGGCCAUGAUGUUGUGGAUAUGAACAUGGAAGCUGCCAUCUCCGCCGAUGAUGUCAUGCGAGCCGGCGGAUUCGGUGCCAAAGACGACAUUGGCAGCCUCCUACCGACGGCGAUGGACUCCACUGACUUCGAGGCCUCGCUGCGGGACGCCCGCGACUUUGAAGGCGAGAAGGAGCAACCGUCGCGCCCUGGGCUGGGUUACAGGGCAACGGAAGCUGACGCGGGAAUCAAGCCGUCGGACGCACCGCAGCAGUGAUCCUGCUUCAUGGGGCAACUUCUGCUUCAUGGGGCAACUUCUGUUUCAGAAAGACAAAACACGGCAUCCAUGUUUGACGUUUCUGUAGUUUUCCAGCUUCUGUUGUGCUUCAGUUGGUAGCCCCGACAUCUUGUUGUUUUGGUGCUGGAUGGAAGUCUAUGAACACAGAGUUAUGCGAAAGUAUGGUUUUAUUUGGUCU
This is a messenger RNA of Hordeum vulgare subsp. vulgare (domesticated barley), 821 nucleotides long. RefSeq lists its product as uncharacterized. The record is from RefSeq and is a predicted model, not a curated record. The transcript has 3 exons. NCBI's taxonomy places the organism in Eukaryota, Viridiplantae, Streptophyta, Magnoliopsida, Poales, Poaceae. Bases 251 to 622 code for a protein of 123 amino acids.